Molecule: messenger RNA, 4301 nt
Organism: Salvelinus namaycush (lake trout)
Lineage: Eukaryota; Metazoa; Chordata; Actinopteri; Salmoniformes; Salmonidae
Product: RAS guanyl-releasing protein 2-like
Exons: 16
Coding region: 121-1920 (599 amino acids)
Biological process (GO): Ras protein signal transduction; positive regulation of GTPase activity
Cellular component (GO): plasma membrane
Molecular function (GO): calcium ion binding; guanyl-nucleotide exchange factor activity
Source: RefSeq, a predicted model, not a curated record
CUCAUCUUUUUGUACAGGAGUAGAAUUCCUCGGGUGAAAUUUCUUUUUCCUUCUCUUUUUGUGCUCAGGAGUGUCACUGAAGUGGGAAGACCGGGAAAACGAGAGGACUAGAGGAGAAAGAUGGAGCCCAUAUCUUUAGAUGGGGCUGCAACGGUGGAGGAGCUGGUGGAAGUGUGCAUCCAAGCCUUCGAUGAGAAGGGCGCUUUGAAGGACCCCUCCGUAGUGCGCAUGUUCCUCAUGAUGCACCCUUGGUACCUCCCAUCCACCGACAUGGCUAAGAAACUACUGCUCAAAUCACAGGAGGAGAGCUGCUCUGCUGAACGCAGGACAAGAAUCUGCCACCUGGUGAAGUACUGGAUUUCGGAGUUCCCGGCAGAGUUCAAUCUGAACCCAGAGCUGGCAGAGCAGAUUAAAGACCUCAAGGACAUAUUGACCACCGAGGGGAACGAGCGCCAGAGUCAGCUCAUCGACAUCGACAGUGUACCGUCGUACAAAUGGAAGCGUCAGGUGACCCAGCGGCAACCCUCUAUGUCCAAGAAGAGGAAGAUGUCUCUGCUGUUUGACCACCUGGACUCCUGCGAGCUGGCCACACACCUCACCUACCUGGAGUACAAGUCCUUCUGCAAGAUACUGUUCCAGGACUACCACAGUUUUGUGAUGCAUGGCUGCACGGUGGACAACCCCAUCCUGGAGCGCUUUAUCACCCUGUUCAACAGUGUGUCUCAGUGGAUCCAGCUCAUGGUGCUCAGCAAGCCCACUGCCCCCCAGAGGGCAGCAGUCAUCUCCCACUUCAUCAGGGUGGCUCAGAAACUGCUCCAGCUUCAGAACUUCAACACUCUGAUGGCGGUGGUGGGGGGGCUCAGUAACAGCUCCAUAUCUCGCCUCAAAGACACCCAGUCACACAUCAGCAACGAGACCAACAAGGUGUUCAACAGCCUGAUCGAGUUAGUGACGUCUUGUGGUAACUACAGCCAGUACCGCCGCCGCUUCUCCGAGUGCACAGGCUUCCGCUUCCCCAUCCUGGGUGUGCACCUCAAGGACCUGAUUGCCGUGCAUGUGGCACUGUCUGACUGGGCUGACCCGGGCAAGAGCAGGGUCAACCUGGCUAAGUGUCAACAGCUGUAUGCCAUCCUCCAGGAGCUGGCGCUGAUCCAGACCACACCACCCACCAUUGAUUCCAACACAGACCUGCUCAGUCUACUCACAGUGUCUCUGGACCAGUACCACACCGAGGAGGAGAUCUACCAGCUGUCUCUACAGAGAGAGCCACGCAGUGCUAAACCAGCAGACUCUGGCCCCGCCCCCGCCUCCUCCCCCAAGCCCUCUAUGAUUGACGAAUGGGCAGCGUCGGUGAAGCCCAAAGCCGACCCUGCGGUCAUCAACAAACACAUAGAGAAGAUGGUGGACUCUGUCUUCAAGAACUUUGACACGGACGGGGACGGUCACAUCUCCAGGGAGGAGUUUGAGAUCAUCAGGGACAACUUCCCCUACCUCAGCAAGUUUGGAGAACUGGACAAGAACCAAGAUGGGAAGAUCAGCAGAGAGGAGAUGAUUGACUAUUUCAUGAAGGCCAGCUCUCUGCUCAACUGUAAGAUGGGCUUCAUCCACACCUUCACAGAGACCACCUACGUCAAGCCCACCUUUUGUGAACACUGCACUGGCUUUAUAUGGGGCUUCUACAAACAGGGAUACAAGUGUAAAGCUUGUGGAAUUAACUGUCACAAGGCGUGUCAAGGUCGUCUGGCGGUGGAGUGUCGUAAACGGACCAAGAGCAUUAGCCACGAGCACGCCCCCUCCCUUCAGGCACGCUCCUACAGCUUCCCCCCUCCGGCCAACAGCCCACCCAGCCUACAGAACACAGUGAUUGUAGAGGAAGACCAAGAGGCUGUGGAGGAAGGAAUGUUUGAUAUCCAUCUAUAACCAGAAGUAUGCAUUCAGCCUAACACACAGCUGGGAGGAAACAACAGAAGAUGUGAGCCAGAAGCACACCCUACUAUGGCGGCCUUAGUGCUGGAGUCUGUUCAGAAGGGUGCAAUCUGUGAUCUAGAACAGACACGUUUCCCUCUUCUAUAUGACAGACAAUCAUAUCUCCUCUACGUAAUGGAUUUCUGAGUCUGAACAUUGCAUGCAGAAAUGUAAUGAAUAGAGCAGACACCAUUCCCUCUUCUUUGAUAGACAAUCAUGUCUGCUCUCUUCAUUCCAUUUCUAUUUGCAACGUUCAGACUGCCUCGGAUAGAAAUCCAUUACGUAGAGCGGAUAAGAUUGUCUGGUGUGUAGAAGAGGGACUGGUGUAAGCUCUUCAUUCCAUUUCUAUCUGCAAUGUUCAGCGUGUUUCACAUCACUGACUGAACACCUCCGGUGAGACUUCCAGAGAGAGAGAAGAAAUUGCACUGAACCCAACACAGGAUACAGACAUGCUGCCACAUGGUGGACAAAGACUGCAACUGCAUAUCUUCAAGCACUUAAUACUUCUUCCUCUGUGUAUCUCAACUCCCUUUAAACAAGUGAACGUGAUUUUUGACGCAAAUGUCUUUCUAUGUUAAAUCUGCAUUUUAGAUUCUGGAUAUGGGCCCAUGUUUUCACCUCUUACAUAGUUUUAAGCACUGAAUAUAGGAAAAAAACAUCCACAUAAUUGUAUUUUCAGGGUAGAGAUGUCAUCGGGUUAGUGUAAUGUUAUUGCCUCCAAGUUUCAGUGGUGUUGUGUUUUCAGUGCAUUUAGCUGUACGUUAUUCUAAAUUACUAACCUAAAUGUCUCUCCAAAAUACAAGAGGUGCUGUUAUUGCCAAGAAAGAAUGUAUAGGCUAGAUGCCACCCGGACUUCCGUCUUUCUGAGAAAGCUUUGCUUUUGUCUUUGUAGUUUGUCAUCUUGUUGAUAGCGAAUUGUAUGAGAGAAAUUUAAAACACCAUGUGUUCGAUGUCCGAGAUGAACUGUUUCAGCUCCCAAUCUAACUGUUGACUGCAUUCCUGGAUUGGGAAUCUCACUUGGAUCUAUCUCAACAGCGACAAUAUCAACAACUCAAAUGGACUGUGGAAAACUCCAGAAUUUGAAUAUUAUUUGAAUGCAGUUGAAUUUCCCACCCUCCUAUUACCUGAAUAUUAAUGACUGUCCUAUGGUAAUUUGACUGUGGUGCGUAAAGUAUGGUAUAUGGUCAUGAUGCUGGUCUGUCUCAGUGCAUGGGCCGUUGUACAUUUCCUCUCUAACUUUGAAUGUAGUUUGAAACAGUGAAUAUUAUAUAUCGUCCUGAGAUUUGAACUCUAUUUUAUGAGACAUGUUAAAACCUGUAUUUUAUCCUCCUGAGACCCAGUUUAAAAAAGGGAUGGAAAAAGGUGUUUUGUGGAGAGAAAAAAAUUGUACUAAGAAAGUAAUUUGAACAAAUAUUGUUUGUUAUUAUUUGAUGUGCACUGUAGUGGAACUAACCGGGUGAUAGUAAAUAUGGAACAAUACAGUAAGUAAAAAGCAUAGUUUUUAUGUCCACUACAGAGGACUUUAAUGAACACGCUCUUAUUGUUUAUUUUUUUUAACCAAGGAGAGAAGGUUAAAGGUCACACCCUCAUACAUGUGAUCUCAUUGAAACUCCCAUAAUGUCCUCUCAAAGGUAGAACAGGACAUAAAGUAACUGACCCGUGAUUCCAGAUGUAUAUGAAAUAUGAUUAAUUACAAUAUGAGUAAAAUAGUUUACCUUAAAAAAAAAUGUAAUUAAGGUAUGUUUGUUUAAAAUAAGAUUUUCUGUGUAAGAAUGGUGUGGCCGUUUACCGGUCGUAAAAAAAAUAUGAAUGAACAUAGAUCGCUGAUUGGCCAGCUCAUCUUCCGCAGGAGUAUGACAUCAUAAGCUGAGGAAAUAGCAUGCAUUUAAAAAAAAACACUUUUGUUUGAGAUACAAAUUUUGAGGUGGGGUUUUUGAAGUGUGUUUUUCUACAAUUUAUGCUUUGGCUACAUACGAGUAUAGGACAAGUCAACUACAUUAUUUGGAUAUGAGUUAACAGAAUAUUAACUUUUAAAUGUUUUUUUAACUGGACAUUUACUUGUGGCAUGUAUGGCCUCUGAGAUAAGGACCAAAACUUAAUGUCCAUUAGAGUGGAUAAAAAUGAAUUGCUGGGCAUUAGGAUAUCAAAUAUGCUUCUUAUUGCUUCGAGGUGAUCCACUCUUGCCAAAUGUCUUUUCUGUUGAGUGUAUUUUUAUGUAGCACGCAUAUAUAUAUAUUUUUUAUGGCAAUAUAAAAUCCUAUAGGCGAGUGUCCUAAAUGUAGUAGUUUGGGGUCUAUAAGAGCCCCACAGUGGAGGUGUCAUAAUACCCAUAAAAC